AUGUCAGACCAUAAGACAACUUCAGACACUCAUAUUGCACUCAAAUUUCCUAUUCAAGCCAUCACAACAGCAGUCUUACUCAUGAUGGUUGGUGUUUAUUUUAUGGCUGCAGGGUUUCCUCUUUUCACAGUGACAAUGGGGAUGGUUGGAUUUGUUCUAGGAGCGGGUGUUACUUGGGUUAGUUUACGAGCAGAAGAGCCAGUUCACGGUUAUCCAAUGGCAUCUACUGUUUAUCUUUGUGCAUGUGUAGGGGCUGGAUUGUUCUUUGGCUUAGCCACAUCAUACUUUUGGAAACUUAGCCUUUACUUGUUAUGCUGCGUCGCCAGUUACAUGUUUUCAUUAUUCGUGUGGUGCUGGAGAGAUGACUUUAUUAUCAGGUAUACCCUCACAAGGCACUUGGCGAGUUUGUCGAUUGCCCUUGUAUUUACUCUAUCCGUUGUUGUGAUCGAGUUUAUUGCGGUCAUUGUGUCCAUGUCAUUUAUUGGUGCCUAUCUAUUCGUUCUCGGGCUCGACGUAUUCGUCCGAACAGGGUUUUCCAAGGGUAUAGAAGAUAUUUUGACAUUUAGGCCGUACUAUAAGACAACGUACCAUAUUGACCUCAGAGUAUACAGUAUGCUCUGUAGUGUGCUGGGACUAUGGGUUAUAGCAUCUGUCUGGCAAACGUACUUUAAUAGGGGAAAGCGGUUUGGACUACAUGUGGUUAAGAACUCUAAUGAUACCCUGAAGGUGUAA
Rhizopus microsporus ATCC 52813 is the source of this 732-nucleotide messenger RNA. RefSeq lists its product as uncharacterized. Lineage: Eukaryota; Fungi; Mucoromycota; Mucoromycetes; Mucorales; Rhizopodaceae. The record is from RefSeq and is a predicted model, not a curated record. Bases 1 to 732 code for a protein of 243 amino acids. The transcript has 4 exons.